CGAAAGAGAAACGCCUACUAAAUUGGCAACCAUUAAUUAAGAACUAUCAGAACGUAUCAUUUUUUUAAAGAACACCCUAAAGGCCAAUGUCUAUAAUCACACAGAUAUAUCGGUUAAUACUUUGAUAUGUUAUGACAUGUGUAAAAUUCUUUGCAACCCAAAGAGAAACGCCUACAAAAUUGGCAAACAUUAAUUAAGAACUACAAAUCGCGGACUAUAAAAGCAUUCCGAUCUCCUCCUAUCGCCAGUUAUUUUAUAGCCUUAAACAUUCGAAACUAAAGAUGUUCGGACACUUUAAGCUCAUCUAUCCGGCUCCUAUAUCGGAGCCUAUACGGUCUAGGGACUCGAAUGCUUAUAUGAUGGAGACGCUGCGAAAUUCGGGCUUGAAUUUGAAGAACGAUUUCGGUAUAGGCCGUAAAAUUUGGAGGGUUUUUUCGUUCACCUACAAUAUGCUGAUACUUCCCAUAAGUUUCCCAAUCAACUAUGUGAUACAUCUGGCGGAGUUCCCGCCGGAGCUGCUGCUGCAAUCCCUGCAAUUGUGCCUCAACACUUGGUGCUUCGCUCUGAAGUUCUUCACUUUGAUCAUCUAUACGCACCGCUUGGAGCUGGCCAACAAGCACUUUGACGAACUGGAUAAGUACUGCGUGAAGCCGGCGGAGAAGCGCAAGGUUCGCGACAUGGUGGCCGCCAUUACCAGGCUGUACCUGACCUUCGUCGUGGUCUACGUCCUCUACGCCACCUCCACGCUACUGGACGGACUACUGCACCAACGUGUUCCGUACAAUACGUACUAUCCGUUCAUAAACUGGCGAGUCGAUCGGACCCAGAUGUACAUCCAGAGUUUUCUGGAGUACUUCACCGUGGGUUAUGCCAUAUAUGUGGCCACGGCCACCGAUUCCUAUCCUGUGAUUUACGUGGCAGCCCUGCGAACUCAUAUUCUCUUGCUCAAGGACCGCAUCAUUUACUUGGGCGAUCCCAGCAACGAGGGUAUCAGCGACCCGAGCUACAUGUUUAAAUCGUUGGUGGAUUGUAUCAAGGCACACAGAACCAUGCUAAAUUUUUGUGAUGCCAUUCAACCAAUCAUCUCCGGCACGAUAUUUGCCCAAUUCAUCAUAUGCGGAUCUAUCCUGGGCAUCAUUAUGAUCAACAUGGUGUUGUUCGCUGAUCAAUCGACCCGAUUCGGCAUAGUCACCUACGUUAUGGCCGUCCUUCUGCAAACUUUUCCGCUUUGCUUCUACUGCAACGCCAUCGUGGACGACUGCAACGAGCUGGCCGACGCACUUUUCCAUUCCGCCUGGUGGGUGCAGGACAAGCGAUACCAACGGACUGCCAUCCAGUUCCUGCAGAAACUGCAGCAGCCGAUGACCUUCACCGCCAUGAACAUAUUCAAUAUUAAUCUGGCCACUAACAUCAAUGUAGCAAAGUUCGCCUUCACCGUCUACGCCAUCGCGAGCGGUAUGAACCUGGACCAAAAGUUAAGCAUUAAGGAAUAGAAGAGAAUACUCAAGAAAAAUGACCGCACCAGAGGUAAACGUACAUAGUUUUAUGAACUUAACACUUUGCUUCGUAGAAUUAUAAUAAUCGUAUAUGCAUACAGCGAAUUAUGAAUAAACAUAAGCUAGUUAAAACAAAUAUUGAUCGAACAAUGGGAAGUAAAGAAAAUCGCUACAUAUUUAUACCGUACAGCCCCUGCAGAAGUCUAUUUGUAGGCUGGGAAUCUGGAACCUUGUCCUCGGCAAUUGGAAUAUGUUCCUACAGAGGCCGGAUUCAUCGGCUGUCAUCUGGUCAAUGGGUUCACUUGAUCCCUGCGACUGGCCUUUUUUUUAAGGAGGUGCUGGGUGUCGGAAGAUGAAGUUAGUGUGACGCGUUGGCGAGAAUUGCACAUAUGAGAAGCAUGGAGUAUUUUUAGCUCGCUUCUAGUUCGAAUGUUUCGGCGGCAGUUUAUUUCGGGCUAGGAGAAGGGGAGCGGAGGGUUGACACGAAUCUAAGUAUAUUGAUGAUAUUUUAAUGGCUGGCAUAGA
Molecule: messenger RNA, 2021 nt
Organism: Drosophila mauritiana
Lineage: Eukaryota; Metazoa; Arthropoda; Insecta; Diptera; Drosophilidae
Gene: Or43b
Product: odorant receptor 43b
Exons: 3
Coding region: 282-1493 (403 amino acids)
Biological process (GO): detection of chemical stimulus involved in sensory perception of smell; sensory perception of smell
Cellular component (GO): plasma membrane
Molecular function (GO): odorant binding; olfactory receptor activity
Source: RefSeq, a predicted model, not a curated record